This is a messenger RNA of Drosophila navojoa, 2145 nucleotides long. RefSeq names its product putative peptidoglycan muropeptide transporter SLC46. Gene Ontology annotation, biological process: transmembrane transport. Gene Ontology annotation, cellular component: membrane. Gene Ontology annotation, molecular function: transmembrane transporter activity. NCBI's taxonomy places the organism in Eukaryota, Metazoa, Arthropoda, Insecta, Diptera, Drosophilidae. The record is from RefSeq and is a predicted model, not a curated record.
GAAAAACUCUGAGCAGAAAUCAAAACAAAGACAAAAACGCAUCCUAGCUGUGAUCAUUGAUCGAGGAAUUGAAAUACUACUUAUUCAAGAGAUAGUUGACUAAAAACUUGAAGAUGUCACCCAAGGACGGCGGCGCCAUUGACCCGCCGAAGCACACCAAUAAAUAUACGAUUAGCCAUCCCGCAAUGAGUACGGCCACGCAGUUGGGCCAGGAGAAGGCUGCCGAUGGGAAGACAGAAACGCCCAAAGCUGAGCGCACCUGGCGCGAAAAGCUGCGCCUGGUGGCCAACAAUAUCACCGUGGAGCCCAUACUAGCCGCAUACAUAAUGCCCAGCGUGCUCUCGAAUCUGGCCACACAGAAUCUGAACUUGGAGAAGGCGUGCCGCGUGAACAUGGCCUACGGGGAUGAGAUCUGCGAUGCGCUAACUCGCCGUCAGACGGCCAACUAUACGCUCGAGGAGGAGACAGUGCAACAGAUGGUCGCCCGUAUGGCUGCAUGGAAGACGGUGAUUCAGUCGCUCUUCCCCUGCCUGCUGAUCCUGUUCUGGGGCUCCUGGAGCGAUCGCCAUCGCCGUCGCAAGCCCUGCAUCCUCAUACCGGUGGUGGGGGAAUUUCUCGGCGUUGUCGGCCUCAUGCUCUGUGUCUACUUCGAGAACGCACCCAUGGAGGCAGCCGCACUCACCGAGGCCAUCUUUCCCUCGCUCAGCGGCGGCUGGUUCACCAUGCUGAUGGGCGUCUUCAGCUACAUUGCGGACAUAACCACCGAGGAGGAGCGCACUCUGCGCAUUGGCAUCCUCAACGUCUGCUUCUCGGUGGGCGUGCCCAUUGGCAUGGCCUUCAGUGGUGUGCUGCUCAAGCAAAUUGGCUUCUAUGGCGUGUUUUCCAUUUCGGCGGCCUUCUAUGUGCUGGCCUUUGUCUAUGGCAUGUUCUUCCUGGAGGAGCCGGUGGCGCGGCCGGAGAAGUCGGCGCAACAGAAGAGUCUGCUGGCGGACUUCUUUGACAAGGAGCACGUGGUGCAGACGUUCCGCGUGGCCUUCAAGAAGGGCGAAAACCAGCGGCGCCAGCGCGUCAUCCUCCUGAUGAUCGUGGUGAUGGUGAUCAUUGGCCCACUGCAUGGCGAGAUGGCGGUCACAUAUCUGUUCACCCGCUUUCGUUUCAACUGGUCGGAGGUGGAGUUCAGCUUCUUCUCGACCUAUGCCAUGUUCACGGGCCUCAUCGGCGUCAUCUUCUGUGUGGGCGUGCUGUCACACAAGCUGGAGAUCGAUGAUGCUCUGGUCGGCGUGCUCUCUAGCACCUCCAAGAUUCUGUCGUCGUUCGUCUACGCCUUCGCCACCCUGCCCUGGCACAUGUAUCUGGGCGGCCUGGUGGAGAUCUUCAAUGGAACGGCCUUCAUAGCCAUGCGCUCGAUAGCCACCAAGCUGGUGUCCAAGGAUGAGCUGGGCAAGGUCAAUUCGCUGUUUGGCGUCGCCGAGGCCCUCAUGCCCAUGGUAUUUGCGCCCAUGUAUACGACGCUGUACGCCGCCACGCUCCGGGUGCUGCCGGGCGCCUUCUUUCUGCUCGGCGGCGGUCUAACCAUGUUCUCCGUGGGCAUCUUUCUCUGGAUGUAUCGCUUCCAGGUGCGGCAACGUCGCAAGGGCAAUGCCACGGACACGGAGCACGGCUCCGUGAAGGAAGCCAAUGGCAACAUAAAUGCGAUCGAGGCGCUGGCGCUGGCCAGCGAGGCCAAGGGCCAGUUGAAUGGCAUCAUUGCCAAUGUGAUACACGAGUCCCUGGAGCACGCAGACUCUGCUCCCGCGGCAGCGACGGCGGCAGCGGCGAUCCCGGCAGCGACGCGGCAGAAUGGCAUCGAGAAUCACGCCUUUGUCCAGGAUGCCCUGGAUGCCAAGGCCAAGGAUGCUUAGAGCGGCACUGCGGCAUCGGGCCAUCCAAUUCUCCCGUCUGUUAUAUACAUGCAUACGUGUAUAUAUGUAUUUGUUGUAUAAUUAUUCUGUACCUAUAUUUAUUAUGCUGGCCUGUAAGUUGAACUGUGAACGCCCCAUGGAGAUUAUCUCCACGCGGCUUCAGAUAGGUGAAGCAGGUCGCGUAUUAUCUGUACCUACGUAUCGUACGAUCUGUAAAUGUUUUAGCUCUAAGUACCCAAAAAAA